Messenger RNA from Trichophyton rubrum CBS 118892, 537 nucleotides. RefSeq lists its product as uncharacterized. The transcript is spliced from 2 exons. The record is from RefSeq and is a predicted model, not a curated record. NCBI's taxonomy places the organism in Eukaryota, Fungi, Ascomycota, Eurotiomycetes, Onygenales, Arthrodermataceae. Bases 1 to 537 code for a protein of 178 amino acids.
AUGGUGCGAUUUCACCAGGCCAUUGCUGGCCUUUUGCUCUGUGUUGCUAGCAUAGCUAGUGCUGUAGAGCCGUGUGGCCAGGUUGCUGAGUACCAACAGGAACAGAAGAAGGAGGCCCCAGAUGUUUCCGAAUUCAAAAUCCCGGCACACCUCGCUCAUGCAUGUCUCCUAUCUGUCCCUUUCAACCUAAACAGCACUCUACGCCUGCUUGACGGGCUGAGCUACUUCUGGGAUUCCCAGUCGACCAAGGGCUGGUUGCCUAACCCACCAAAGGGGUAUGAUCUACCUCCCACAGAUCUCGACGCAGGUCUGGAUAAGAUUCGCCAGAAGGCCCUCAGCGGUGGCUACACGGGCGAGUACAUGUUUCAGUUAGAUUUGCACGCCCUCGUUGCAUCUGUCCACGACGACCACUUCUACUUGAACACGGACCUUAUUUCUAUCUUCUCCUUCAUUCGCUACGAUGUCGGCUCUUUGGUCUCUCUUUCAUUGAAAGGAACGGAUUUCCCAAGGCUUUAUGUACUCGGUAGGUCGCACUAG